CGUCGAGCUGACGUGUGGUUAUUUUUACCUUGAGCUAUCAGUAGUUGCUAAAACGAACUCAGCGCGGAACGUGAAGAUAUUAAACCACAUUAUUUGCUUUACUUGUAAGCUUAUACCUUGUACUUCCGUGUGUACUCAGUGCGCUCUAAGACAACACAAAAAAGAUGAGCUCUCUUGGAACGGGAUAUGAUUUUUCUGCGAUGACUUUUUCCCCGGAUGGAAGAGUUUUUCAGGUGGAGUAUGCGGCAAAAGCAGUUGAAAAUAGUGGAACUGCCGUGGCUAUCAGGUGCGUAGACGGCGUUGUUUUCGGAGUCGAGAAGAUUAUUUUCUCGAAACUUCUCGAAACUUCUUCGAAUCAUCGGAACUUUACUAUUGACAAGCACACCGGCCUCAGCUUUUCGGGGUUAGCAGCGGAUGCUCGGCAUUUAGUAAAUCGUGCUCGUACUGAAGCUUCCAAUUUCAAAACUUUUUAUGGAAGAGAAAUUUCUGGAAAACUACUUGCGCAGCGGCUCGCCCAGUACAUACAAAACUAUACUUUGUACUCUUUUGUUCGGCCGUUUGGUUGUUCGCUUUUACUUGGAAAGCAUCUUCCAAACGAGAAACCUUCUUUGUUUGUACUUGAACCUUCUGGAAACUUUUUUGGCUACAAAGCUUAUGCAGUCGGAAGGCGUAAGCAGCAGGCUUGCACCGAACUCGGCAAACUGGCGCUGGACUCCAUCACAAUGAAGGAGGCCCUCGUGGCCAUCGCAAGAAUAAUUUAUACUAUUUACGAUGAGUCUAAAGAUAAGGAAUUUAGUUUAGAAAUGAGUUGGAUUGGGAGUGAAACUCAGUUCAAACAUGAAAUAGUUCCGCAAGGAAUAGUCGACUCUGUAAUAAAUUCUGCAAAACAGAAAAUUAGUUAG
Zophobas morio is the source of this 902-nucleotide messenger RNA. Its product is annotated as proteasome subunit alpha type-3-like. The transcript is spliced from 8 exons. The record is from RefSeq and is a predicted model, not a curated record. The coding region runs from base 165 to 902 and encodes 245 amino acids. Gene Ontology annotation, biological process: ubiquitin-dependent protein catabolic process; proteasomal protein catabolic process. Gene Ontology annotation, cellular component: nucleus; proteasome core complex; proteasome core complex, alpha-subunit complex. Lineage: Eukaryota; Metazoa; Arthropoda; Insecta; Coleoptera; Tenebrionidae.